Sarcophilus harrisii (Tasmanian devil) is the source of this 2790-nucleotide messenger RNA. RefSeq names its product ornithine carbamoyltransferase (gene OTC). Lineage: Eukaryota; Metazoa; Chordata; Mammalia; Dasyuromorphia; Dasyuridae. Gene Ontology annotation, molecular function: amino acid binding; ornithine carbamoyltransferase activity. Gene Ontology annotation, biological process: L-citrulline biosynthetic process. The coding region runs from base 169 to 1233 and encodes 354 amino acids. The record is from RefSeq and is a predicted model, not a curated record. The transcript has 10 exons. Gene Ontology annotation, cellular component: mitochondrion.
CAUGGAUCCUAAUCAGGAAGGCUAGAUAAAGUAGUUGAAAAGUGGGAUUACCUUUGAUCCCUCUUUCACAUAGAAGAUCCUCUUUUAAACAAAGGUGCUUCUUCUUGAGGACUCUGUGCAGAGGAAUUCUUGCAUACUUGCAGUUGUUCUUCCCAUUAUCAGCCAAAAAUGCUGUUUAAUUUGAGUACCUUGCUGAGGAGUGCAGGUGUCCGACAAGGAAGCCGGUUGGCAGUUCGAACUUUUCAAUGUGGAAAAUCAGUCCAAAGCAAUGUCCAGUUGAAAGGACGUCACCUCUUAACUCUAAAAGACUUUACAGGAGAAGAAAUCAAAUAUUUGCUCUGGCUAUCAGCAGAUCUGAAGUACAGAAUAAAACAGAAAGGAGAAUAUUUGCCUCUGUUACAAGGGAAAUCUCUCAGCAUGAUUUUUGAGAAAAGAAGCACAAGAACAAGACUAUCAACAGAAACAGGAUUUGCUUUGCUUGGAGGUCAUCCUUGUUUCCUGACAACCCAAGAUAUUCAUUUGGGAGUGAAUGAAAGUCUCACAGACACUGCACGAGUGCUGUCUAGCAUGACAGAUGCCAUUCUGGCUCGUGUGUAUAAACACUCUGAUCUGGACCACUUAGCCAAGGAAGCUUCAGUUCCAAUUGUCAAUGGUUUGUCAGAGAUGUACCAUCCUAUCCAAAUUCUGGCUGAUUACCUCACUCUCCAGGAACAUUAUGGUUAUCUAAAAGGCCUCACACUCAGCUGGAUUGGUGAUGGAAACAACAUUCUUCACUCCAUCAUGAUGAGUGCUGCUAAAUUUGGGAUGAAUCUGCAGGUGGCUACACCCAAGGGUUAUGAACCAGAUCCCGGCAUCACCAAACUAGCAGAGCAAUAUGCUAAAGAGCAUGGUACCAAGUUGUCUCUGACUUUUGAUCCAAUGGAAGCUGCACAAGGGAGCAAUGUCUUAAUUACAGACACGUGGGUAAGCAUGGGACAAGAAGAAGAAAAGAAAAAGAGGCUACAAGACUUUCAAGGUUACCAGAUAACAAUGAAGAUGGGUAAAGUUGCUGCUCCCAACUGGACAUUUUUACACUGCUUGCCCAGAAAACCAGAAGAAGUUGAUGAUGAAGUAUUCUAUUGUCCAAGGUCACUUGUAUUUCCUGAAGCUGAAAACAGGAAGUGGACAAUCAUGGCUGUCAUGGUUUCCCUGCUGACGGAUUACUCACCACAGCUGCAGAAGCCUACAUUUUGAUGCUUCAUCUUUUUCCAAGGGGGAAAAAUAUUCUGUAGCAACAGAAUAUUCUAGUCCAUGGGGAAGCGGAGGGUGGGGAACAAGGGGCUCAAAAAAAUGAGACAUUCCCUAAUAUAGCCUAAUUUUAGGUGAAUUUUACAAUAUCGUUUUGCUGUUGUGAAGUCCCAUGCAAUAUUGAAGCUCUGGCAUUUGUGUGGGGUUUUUUGCCGUUGUUUAAAGCUCUCUAGAGUAUGUAUUUUGUCUGUACUUUUAAAUUGUCAUUUAACAAAUGAAUUUGAGAAUUCAUUUAAAAUUAUUGGGGUUUGCCACUGCAACAUGAGAAAACAAACCAAAAAGUAGGUUACAUGACUUAUUUGUGAUAACUUAAUGGAUCAUUACCUACAGUGAUUUGUACAUUAAAAUAUUAUUCACUAUCAACUGUUGAGUCAAUCUGUAAUAAUAAUAAUAAUUCUAAUCACUUCAUAUUUGUAUAGGAAGAUUUACAAAAAUGUUUUCUCUGUAAAGACCUGUUGAGUUAGGCAGUGAAGAGUUUGCUUUCAUACUCUUUUGGAAGGACACAGCAAUCCUUGGCUACCACCAAGGCCAGAUAAUUUACCUCCCAAAUGGAUUACAUUAUUGGGAACACCAACAGGACUGUUGUGGAGGAGGAAGUGGUAAUAAUCCUAAAAGGCAGUUUAACCUUGGCCAGACUCUGAAGUUAUUUGCCUGGCCUUCCAGGAAGGCAGAGAUUGGAUAUCUUUAAAAACAGAAAUCUAGCUACUUUUAAAAGAAUGUUUAGAAUUACAACACUGGGGUAGCCCUGGCAAGGAAGUGGAACAUCUCUGUUUACAUAGUUAAGUACACAUGUCCUACUCAGGAGAGAAGCAAAAAUUUUAUAAACUGUAGACAGCAGUCAAUAAGCUAAAAUGCUAUUUUUUCUUUGACUUUAUGUUGCUUUCACCUAAGUUCAAAUCCUUCUAACAUAAGUUGGCAGACUAUAAGCAAAGACUCUUUUGAGUCCAUUCUUUUUCUAUUAAAUGGUGAUAAUGAUACCCAUAAUACCUAUUUCUGAAGGUGGAAGGCUGGAAAGCUCCAGUGAGAUGAUGUAUGUAAAGCAUUUGGCAAACUUAAAGCUCUAAGCACAUAUCAAUCAUAUCAUUAUUAUGAUGAUUCACUUCCAGUUAUUUCUGGAGGCUUAAGAAAUAUUUCUUUAGUUUCUACUCUAUAUGACCUGAAUCUAUGCUAUUGUACUGUUUUUUAAAAUAAAAAACAGAUUCAUAUAUUUUGAAUAAUUUUAAAAUGUUAUUUUACAAUCAGUUAAUCAGAUCUCAAAAAAGAUAAGUGCUUCUUCAUAAGGACAUUUCACAAGGCAGAGUAUAAAACAAGUACAAUCACUUCCUUGGCAUUCCACCUAGUGGUAUUAUAGUUGUAGAUUGUCUAGUUAUGACCUUAACAAAUCAUCAGGAGAUAAAUUAUGUAUGAGAUGCUCAAUGAAGAAUCCAUAAAAUUGUUUAUGAAAAAAUGUCUUGUGCUGUUAUGUGUAGUCAAAAAAAAACAAUUUUCCUGUAAACUACCAAG